Molecule: messenger RNA, 786 nt
Organism: Cladocopium goreaui
Lineage: Eukaryota; Dinophyceae; Suessiales; Symbiodiniaceae
Source: the annotation of a GenBank genome assembly
AUGCGCACAGAUGACAUCAAUGCCUUGGCUGGGCAGCGAGCCGACAAGAAAGGAGGCGAUGUGUGGACCAGCUUCUACGACAAGGUGAAAGAAGUGAAGGACUAUCACCGUCGCUUCUCGGUGAACCAGGGCCUUCCCGAGCUGCAGAACUCCGAGUGGUUCUACCAGCGGGCGCUUGAGAGUGACAAGACAGAUAGCCUUUUCUCAGGUGAGGAGGACUACGGUAAGCGCGUGGAUAUGCACGAGCUAUUCGUCACGUACCUCAACCUGAAGAAAAUUUCAACUCUCAGGCGCAGCAACUUUCGACAAGCCACCUUUGCCCGGCUGAAGAAGAAGACCGUAGACUUGGAACCCGAUGAUCCAGAGGUCGACAAGACGGUGGAGAAGGAGUUCCACGAGCUGGACUACAUCGAGUGGUUGAAGACCUUCGAUCAGUUCCACGAGAUCAACAGGUACUGCAAGUAUCGUGAGAAGAACUAUACAGAGUACCUUGAGGGUCUCAUCAGCUACCUACGAGGCUUCCUUCUCCGGACGCAGCCCUUGAUUGAUGCUGACAAGCUUGAGCAGCAGUUUGAGAAGGAGUUCGAGGAGCGAUGGAAUGACAAGAGCAUCCCUGGGUGGCAGGAACCUACCCACAAGGACAAGAUGUUUUGCUUGCCUUCCAACAAGCUCUUCAACAAUAGCAGCUCCAAGAAAUCUCAUGAGUUCGGUGGCCCGGAUUAUGUGGCACGCUGCCCAGAUGAUGAAGGGGUUCAUUGGGAUGCUGCCGAUGCCAAGGAGCGGUAA